ACAUGGUUAGGUAGCUACAGACCCACCUUUACAUAGGGAGUCACACAACAGCUGACUGCCAAAAUAUGUUGGAGCUAACGUUGACAGUUGUGUGCAUUUUCUGGGUUACUUUGAUCACCUGUACAGGUGCGUCAGACUGGUCCUACCAUGGAGACAGGGGUACACACAAAUGGGACAAGCUGUUUCCAGGAGCGUGUGCUGGAAGAAAACAGUCUCCUAUAGACAUCAUAACCCGGAAAACCGAGUACAACUCUAAAUUGACUGACUUUGCUCUGUUUCACGACCCCCCUAAACCUGGGUCACACUUCAAUAUACUCAACAAUGGCCAUGCUGUACAGGUUAACCUUUUUGGGCCGUUCUUUGUGACUAAUGGUGGUCUACCCUCUGUCUACUCCACGGCCCAAUUCCACUUCCACUGGGGCCAUGCAAACCACCAUGGAUCAGAGCAUUUCAUCAAUGGCCGAGCAAGCCCUAUUGAGUUACAUGUAGUGAACUACGAUAAAGACAAUUAUGACACUAUAGCCGACGCCAUGGUGAAGCCUCAGGGUUUAGCAGUACUCGGAGUUAUGUUUGAGAUCACGGAGAGAGACAAUCCUGUCCUGGCACCCAUCGUAGAGGCGUUGGACAUGAUCCAGGAUCCAGACAUCAAUAUGGAGGUAGAGAUUCCAGCCAUAAGGAUGCGGGACUUUUUGCCAGAGGACACAAGUAAAUACUACCGAUACAAUGGCUCACUUACCACACCUGGGUGCUUCGAGAGUGUCAUCUGGACUAUAUUUGAGGAGAAACAGACAAUCUCAUUUAGACAGCUUUCGAAAUUUAGAAAAGUUUUACAAAAGAAACACAGGAAGAAUGGUCAUUCUAGGCGGAAUCGACGACACAUGAAGCGAGGCUCGGCAGCGGCCCUUGAUGAGGUUGGAAUCAAGGGCAACAUAGCUCAGGAGCUGGAACUGGAGGCUGCAUUAAAACGAGAAUUAACAGAUACACACGCUCCUGAACCUGAUCACCAGGAUCCAGUUGGUCACGCCAAAAUUGGAGAAACACCUACAAAAUUUCAGUUAUAUGAUGAAGAGGUUCCAAAACAAGCCCAGAUUGAAGAUAUCCCUGAGACAAAACCCACCGCUGGACUAGACCACGAAAAUCACGAAAAUCACGAGGGUCACGAGGAUCACAAAGGUCAUGAAGGCUACCAUGAGGAACCCACACCAGAGCCAAAACCACGUCACCAUGGAGACCAUACCAGUCACCAUAGAAACACUGCUGGAGCAGAAAUUGAGGUGGAAGAAGUCGAAAUUAUCCAAGAAUACCUUGUGAACAACUUCAGGCCAGUUCAGCCUCUCAAUGGUCGUGGAAUUCAACGCAGUUUUGAAUUCCAGGAUAUAAGAGUUCGAUCUCAGUCUGGAUCUACACAUUCACGGGAUUAUAACAGUUACCAUGUACACAAUGCUGGAAACCAAUUAUACAUAUCAUAUAUCGCCAUCUUCAUGUCAGCCAUAUUGUCCAUGUUCCUAUAGAGAUCUAAUAGUGUGUAUAACAGAUGUAAUUAGUGUGAAUGAUACUGUAGAGAUACAUAUUUAUACAGCUUUGUUGACUUCAGCAGCAAGUAACCAAAUCAUAUAUCAAAAUGUUUGGUGAGGCAUCUUGGGGAAAAGUUGUUUUAUUAAAUAAAUUGUGAGAAUUAAUUAGGAAUUGAAAGCCACUGCUACAGAUGAUAUAUCUAUUUGAAGUUAAAAAUACCUAAUUAUAUUACAUAUAAUAAUACCCUAUAAAUAGAGGACAAUUGAAUCAAAAAAUAGAAUACUCGACAAGAUUUUAAUACUUUUUAACAUUUAUAGGGAUAUAUGACUGUACUGUUAAUGUGUUUCCCACGGAAUUGUGUUAGGGAAUACUGACUAAAAUUCCUACCGACAUUUGUGAUGGACAUGAUGUAUAUACCAUAGUGAUAUUAUGGUAUGAUACAUGGACAUGAUAUUUCUUAUGGCAGUUAGACAUGACAAGACUAAUAAUGUAUAAUGCUGUGGAUUCACCUCCCCAAAAUAUUCAUUAUAAACUGAACAAGAAAACUGGAAUAUUUAUACAUUCAUCAACAUUGUGAAGUUUAUCAUUAUACUGAGUCUUACAGAAGGUUCAUCCUUGCACCCUCAUUUCAUAAAAUCUGAAAAUAAAGGACUUUUCAUCAUUAUGACAAUUAAGCCUUUGGCAAGCUUAGCAAAAAUGAAACUUCUCAACAAGUUUUGUUAAUGUCAAUGACAUCAAAAUAAAAAAGCCAAGAUCAUUUUUAUAUGUUAUAACCAAGAAUUUGUUACAUUGUGAAAAAUAAAUUUCUUUUUAAGAUAUUA
This is a messenger RNA of Pecten maximus, 2336 nucleotides long. RefSeq names its product receptor-type tyrosine-protein phosphatase gamma-like. The coding region runs from base 66 to 1511 and encodes 481 amino acids. The record is from RefSeq and is a predicted model, not a curated record. Lineage: Eukaryota; Metazoa; Mollusca; Bivalvia; Pectinida; Pectinidae. The transcript is spliced from 8 exons. Gene Ontology annotation, molecular function: carbonate dehydratase activity; zinc ion binding. Gene Ontology annotation, cellular component: plasma membrane.